Messenger RNA from Diachasma alloeum, 840 nucleotides. RefSeq lists its product as uncharacterized. The record is from RefSeq and is a predicted model, not a curated record. NCBI's taxonomy places the organism in Eukaryota, Metazoa, Arthropoda, Insecta, Hymenoptera, Braconidae. The transcript has 2 exons. Bases 1 to 840 code for a protein of 279 amino acids.
AUGACAGAAGCUGUGCUUAUUACAAGCAAAAAACAGGUGGAGACGAUCAAGCUGCAUGUCGGUGAGUACGAGCUCACAUCACAGUCGUUCAUUCGGUACUUGGGAGUGAUAAUCGAUACCCGAUCGAGCUUCAAGCAGCCGGCAGAGCACGCGAGUUCCAAGGCGUCUGGAGUUAGAACUGCCGUAUCCCGACUCAUGCUUAAUGUGGGAGGACCAAAGCAGAGGAGAAGAGCCCUACCGUCAUCGGUCAUCAGAUCGGUGAUUACUUAUGGCAUUGCCAUAUGGGCCGACACGCUGUUGAUGCAGGAAUCACGGUGGAAAGUAGCAUCAGUCUAUCGGCUGAGCGUCCCCAGAGUUGCCAGCGCAUACCGUACCGUGUCCGAAGACGCAGCGUGUGUCAUCACCGCGAUGCUGCCCAUUGAAGUACUCGCUGUUGAACGAAGAUCCACUUACCGGCAGAAACGAUCGACCAAACUAAGCUCAGUAGAAGUAGAUGUCUGCCUGAACCGACAACACGGAGAGGUCAACUACUACCUGACCCAGAUGGUUUCAGGGCAUGGGUCCUUCCGGGAAUAUCUUCAUAAAUUCAAAUAUGAGGAUUUCUCGAGGUAUCCUACCCACAUAGAAGUGGACAAAAACGCGGACCACGUAUUUUUUACCUGCCCCCGCUUCAGCGAGAUCCGGAUUACUUGCGAGUCUGACCUGGGAAGGAAGUUAUUACCUGGGAAUUUGUUGGAGGUUAUGGUGUCGACGCAGGCAACGAGUAACUUCGCGGCUGAACUCAUGAAGGAGCUCAGAAGUGAAGAACGCGCAGGGCUGCAGAAUAGACGAAGAAGCUAG